Gymnodraco acuticeps is the source of this 1244-nucleotide messenger RNA. RefSeq names its product proline-rich receptor-like protein kinase PERK9. The transcript is spliced from 2 exons. The coding region runs from base 107 to 700 and encodes 197 amino acids. The record is from RefSeq and is a predicted model, not a curated record. Lineage: Eukaryota; Metazoa; Chordata; Actinopteri; Perciformes; Bathydraconidae.
ACCAUCAUGCAACGCACUAGCAAGACGUUGAUCGCAACUGCGCAGGUCUGCGCAGGUCUUGCUUGUCUCAAACAAGCCUUUUUAGUCUGUGAAGAAGAUAGAGAAAAUGGCUCGAAGGAACUUUACCGUUGCGGACCCGCUGGAUUUUAUUUUCGCGAGCGGCAGUGAAGAAGAUGGCUCAUCAGAACCUGAAGGCUUCGACUCUUCUGAAGAAGAAGAAUACAGGGACAGCAGGGAUCCAUUUGAGGAUGGAGAGGUUUCACAGCUGCCUGGGCCUAGCAGCCCACAGAUGACAUUUAUCCAGGAGCCUCCAGCUGUGCCUGCCACCAUGUUGAGAUCUACCGUGGAUCAAGGGCCUUCACCACUGCCAUCCCCACCAAGCACUAGAGGACCAGCAUCACGACAGCUGCCUGCGACGAGGUCAAGAUACACCUCAGCUCCACCACAGCCAUCACCAUCAACCCGGACAGCAAAGAGGUCUCAUAGAGCACAUGUACCUCCCACACAGCCACCAGCUGCCCAUGCACCAUCACCCCCACCUGCACAGCAGCCAGCUCCACUGUCUUGGAAGACAGGCAAAGACCCCGACACUGCUCCCCUGUCUCCAGGUUUCAACCUGCUCGCACACCCGGGCCACAGCUCAGCUCAACAGUAUCAAACAAACCCCUUGACCUGUUCAAGCUGUUCUUCAGUGCACUAACAGUACAGACACUCUGUACCAACACAAACAAGCGGGCUGCACAGGAGAUGGGAAAGUGUAAAACCUACAAAUGGACUGACUUGACUGUAGAGGAUUUCUAUAAAUACAUGGGGCUGCUGAAACUGGACAAUGUAUUGGACUACUGGAGGAAGGAUCAUUUUGUCAGUGUAUAAUGAAUAGUUGGUUGAAGGAAAAAAAGUUCUGAUGUUCAAUAUUGUAAAUAGUGAGAUUUUGCAGUUAUAUUUAUAUACAUUGUUGGUAUUAUAAUAAAUUGUUGGUUGAAAAAAAAAGUUCUAAUGCUCAAUUCUUUUUUUUUUACACAUCACAUGAACCUUGGUAUGUAAUAUGAAGUCAUUAUUCAGUCCUGAUAUAUCUCAGUCCCUGCUGUGGUGAAAGUAGAGUGAUUGACAGCUGUUUUACUCAGAAUUCGAAUUUAUAAAAUUUCAUUUUAGACAUGAAUAACACAUUUAUAUACAGUGUAAUUCAAAUAUUUCACUACUUUUGUAAUCCUAAGACUUUGGUAACCAAAUCUAAAACACCAAAA